GCCUGAUGUCCACUCCAGACGCAAGCCUCAGCGCCCUGGCGGCCCAGCCAGCACCUGGUGCUGCACUGGCCAGCUUUUCCAUCUCCACCGGCUCGGACACCGCCGCUUCCCUGGGACGGACUUCGCCAGCUCUGUUGCCCGAGCACCUCCCCCAUGCCCAUCGGUCUCCUCUGUUACUGUCUGGCCAAUCUCCGCCGAGCGGCUCGCCGCGGUCUUUUGUUUCGGCCGACCUGCCCGAGUCUGGGGCGCCCAAUGGAGGCGGGCCGGGCCAAUAUUCCCGGCAGAAUAUCACUCACUUGGCAUCCAGUAGCUUUGCCCUGGCACCCGAUGCCGAUAAUGAGCUCUUCCAGCCUCUUUGUCCGCCAGAAAACUUCGCCCUCGUCACCCCUGGGGUAUAUCGGUCUGGCUUUCCGCGUAAGAAGAACUUUCGCUUCCUCAAACACAUCAAACUUCGCUCGAUCCUGACCCUCAUCUUGGAGGACUAUCCAGAGCCGAAUCUUCGAUUUAUGGAGGAAAACAACAUCCAAUUGCUUCAGUUCGGUGUCCCCGGCAACAAGGAGCCCUUUGUCGACAUCCCCGAGCCGAAGAUGGCCCUUGCUCUGGCUGCUCUGCUUGACCGGCGCAACCAUCCUGUCCUCAUCCAUUGCAAUAAGGGCAAGCAUCGGACCGGCUGUUUGGUCGGGCUUCUCCGGCGAUACCUUCGUUGGUCACACACCAGCAUCUGCCGCGAGUACCGCCUUUACUCGGCUCCCAAGGAGCGUGCCAUGGACCAGCAGUUCAUUGAGCUUUUUGAUAUGGGCCGGAUACGCCCACUGGUGGACCCCCGGUGGUUGCCCUCAUGGCCGGAGGUGGCUGGGCUAUUGGCCGGCCCAACGGCUCCCUCCGGCGAUGAGCCUUCUUCCGAGGCAGACUCCGAGCCUGCUCCUGGUGGAUGAUCGGCGAGGAAGACAGAGCACCAAAAAAAAAGAAGAAAAUAGACAAGCCGUGGCUUCGCCAAUCGGCCACAAACAGCAUGCUGAUCGCGCUCACCAUCAAUCGAGACACCUCUCCCUGUGCUGUGGAAACGACUCCGACUCUCGGCGCGACGCGCGAGGGCAACCAUGGGGGGGGGGGGCGGUGGGA
This is a messenger RNA of Fonticula alba, 1122 nucleotides long. RefSeq lists its product as hypothetical. Gene Ontology annotation, cellular component: cytoplasm. The transcript has 3 exons. Gene Ontology annotation, biological process: protein dephosphorylation. Lineage: Eukaryota; Rotosphaerida; Fonticulaceae. The record is from RefSeq and is a predicted model, not a curated record. Bases 6 to 935 code for a protein of 309 amino acids. Gene Ontology annotation, molecular function: phosphatase activity; inositol diphosphate tetrakisphosphate diphosphatase activity.